Molecule: messenger RNA, 456 nt
Organism: Entrophospora candida
Lineage: Eukaryota; Fungi; Glomeromycota; Glomeromycetes; Entrophosporales; Entrophosporaceae
Source: the annotation of a GenBank genome assembly
AUGAAUCCAAACGUUCCUCCAACAUCUUCAAUUAUUUUGCCUCCUCCUCCUACCUCAUUAACUUUAAAUAAUAAAGAUGUUAAAUUUUUAAAUCAUGAAACAACAACACUUAUAGUUAAAAGCCUGCCAAAUUUUCCAGAACCAGAUUUGAUUAAUUUUCUUAAUCAUUUUGGUCCAAAAGAAAUCCGUCUUGGAAAGUCUAGACAUAUGAAAAAUUCAGCCUUUCUAGAUUUUUGGGACCGUAAUUCAGCGUCAUUAGCAUUCAAUAAAAUACAAGACUUGGGAGAUAUUAAUGGUAAAAGAAUCAGAGUUGAAUAUGCAUCUCCAACUGAACCAAUAGCUCCAUCAUUAGGGAUAAAUUAUCCACCACUGCCUAAUCUUCAUUAUCGUUAUCCACCACCUACAAUAGAAAGUCUCCAAAAUAUUAUGAAUGCAAUUACAACAGUACCAAAAUGA